UAGGUAUGCAUUAUGUGAUACGGAUGGCGCUAAAUAUGAGAUGACAUCAUUGAUAAAUAUUUCUGCACCUUUUUGCACUGGGGGACCUGCUCUAUGGUUAACUGACCCCCACCCAAAUGAUAUAGCUAUUGGAGAAAUAAGAAAGGAAGAUGCACAAAUAAACAGACAAUGUAACGCGGAACAAGCAAGACCAAAUGCGGAAGUUGAAAUAAGCAGGUGUUCUGCCGGAUAUUUCAUCUACCGGUUCAGGCAUGCUCUUGAUUACGACAAGUGCUUUUUUGUCAAAACAUGGACUGUUCAUGCCAUUAAAGUGUCAACAUCCCCAUCUACUACGAGUUCGUCGCCAGUCCUCCCGUCGUCGUCAGUUCAACUGAAACCGUCCUCUCAUGCCGUGGCUACCACUCCAAUUUCGAUACAUACUUCCAUCCUUGUAUCAACCGCUACGUUACCGCCAGUCCUCCCAUCAUCUUCAGUCAAACCAACAUCGUCCUAUCAAGAGGUAGCGGCUACCAUUCCAAUUCCGAUACCUUCUUCAAGCCCUGUAUUAACCAUUACGUCCCAACCAGACCACCCAUCGUCUUCAGUCAAACUAACAUUGUCCUCUUCAGAGGUAGAAGCUACCACUCCAAUUUUCAAAUCUUCUUCAAGCCCUGUAUUAACUAUCACGUCAUCACCGGUCAUACCAUAUUCAUCACUCCAGGAAUUAUCUUCCUCUUCAGCAAUAGUGACUACAAGUGGUACUUCUACUUUUACAUCUGCCUUUGACACUGCAUUAUUUGCCUCCUCCAUUAAACCCUCUAUAUCUUUAUCAAUAAUAUCUUCAAGUAUUUUGCUACCAACAACAACUACAAACAAAGUGAUGUUCACUGUCAAAUUCACCAUGAUGGAAUGGAGCCCAGAGUUACAGAAGCAAGGAAGUUCUUUAAGGACAAAACUUGUUGAAGCAAUAACGAUAAACAUUCAGAAUUUCUACGCAGGAGACUCCAUCUUCAAAUACAUAACAGUGACACUUUUCAGGAAAGGAAGUGUCAUAAGUGAUUUCAACAUCGGCUAUGCAGCACUGGAUUCUAUCCAAAUCCUGAAGCUACAAGAACAUGUCACGAUGACUGGAAAAAUAUCUACAAUUCCGGCACAGAUUCUGAAUAUUUCAUCAGAUAAAGUCCCAAAUGCUCCUAUAAUAACGUCUGCGACAAGUUUUAAUUCCACAUCCAUUCAACUCAACUGGACAAGUGUUUCAGAUGCAGGAGGCAUGGGUUAUCUUGUGUACUACAAAGAAGCUGGCAGUCGAUUUGAUCCAGUUAAGUUCAAGUCUGUAUUGCCUGCAUUCACGCAAACAGUGAUCAGCAGCCUUCGAAAAUUUACACGCUAUACAUUUCGUGUCCUGGCUUCUUCCAGUAAUGGAAAUGGAGUAGCAAGUGAACCUGUUACGAUAUCCACAGAUGAAGAUGUUCCAUCCGUGCAACCAAGUAAUUUUGAAAUAAUCGUGUACAGUGCUACAAGAAUAGGUCUAGUUUGGGAUGCGAUCAAAGACGACCAGGCUAAUGGCAUUCUACUUGGAUAUAACGUAUCAUUGACAUGGCGCGAUAAGAUGGAUAAUCAAUUGAAGACGAUUCUUAGAACUGUUUUGCCAGCUGGUGGCUCACCCAUGAUCUUACUGGACGAUUUACAGAGCAAUACAGAGUGUACUUUCAUAGUUUGUGGAUUUACUUCAAAAGGUUGUGGACCCUGGAGUAUAGAAGUGAUUGGACGAACCUUGUCUGAUGUUCCUAGUCAACCUCCAAGUAACAUAACUUAUUCAAAUUUCACAUCAACGUCUUCUGCAACAAUCCACUGGAACCCAAUUCCUCUCGGUCACGUCAAUGGCAUUCUGCAAGGCUACCAACUAACCUACACACUGGUAACACAAUCAGAAUUAGACGUUGAGGAUGGAACUUCGACAACACGGUUUAUUGGACCUAAUAAUCGUUCAUUGGAACUAAUUGACUUACAAGCUCACUCCAUUUACAGAGUGGAGAUCGCUGGUAUCAAUGAUGUUGGAAUAGGAGUGGCUCAGACUGUGUAUGUUGAAACUUGUCGCUGUCCAAAAACUCUCUACACGAACUUCUGGGUCCAUCCUCCCUACUUGACCCAAAACACCAGUACUGGUGUCAUUGAUGGGAUCUUUCCCAACAUCGUGACUCAAAUGCUAACUUGGGCCUGUGGUGUUUGUAACAACGGGCAUGGAGAUACGAUACUAAAUAUGACGUCUAACGGGAGAGAUAUGACGUCAUUAAAGGACAGUGUCGUUGGGGUAAUAGAAGACAUUGAUGAUGUUCCACAAGUCAGUUUUCCAAUCUAUGGGAACAAGGAUUUUAAAGAGUACAAAGGAUCUCAUCAAUAUGUGCACGUAGUAGACUCCCCUGGAAUAGCAUUUAUAACAGUCAAAGAACCACUUAAACAGUUUGCUGUCACAAACGUCGUAAUAGGCUGUUUACCACUCCUUGGUCUGAUCAUGUGUAUGACAUUCAUCUCUGGAUUUGCUGUCUGGCUAUUGGAAUCAAGGCAAAAUGAGCAAUUCCCGGUGAAAUUUACUAAAGGAAUAAGGGAAGGAUUUUGGUGGUCUUUCAUUACCAUUACAACUGUUGGCUAUGGUGAUCGAUACCCUAUUUCUGUAAUCGGUCGUUUAUUUGCAAUUUUGUGGACCCUUUGUGGCUUGGUGACUAUUUCAAUUCUCAUUGGUGGAUUAACAGCAUCCCUGACAACGGUUACAAUGAGUGGUGGCAUCAUGAUUUAUGGGACGAAGACAACUGUAAUUGAGAACUCAACUGAACAUAACGUAGGAAUACUCAAGAAUGCAAAGAUCAAAAACGGAUAUCUUUGCAACAAUGUAGCUUGCAUUAAAGGAAAUUUGGAAAAAGGUGUUGUCAGAGGUACUUUGAUUGACACCUACGUAGCCGCUGACCAAAAAUAUCUCCUUUUCAAUGCGAAUAUUAGUGUGACAAAAUUAGUCGAGAAGAAGAUCGGUUACGGUGUUGUUUUGUCUGGGGAAGCUAAAGUCGUACAAAAGAGAUGUAAUGAUUUUAUGAAAAGAAAAGUUGAAGAGGUUUUCAAGGUUAUACAAAACUACACAAGCWCUCUAGAGGCAGCUUCAAGAAGCAGUGCUGUCGAAAGGAGCUCCGGUCUAUUUGACAGCGAAUCUCCCGUUUUCGAAAAGACACUGAAAUGGCUAAUGUUUGGAUUGAUAAUUGCUGUGAUUUGUGGUCUCCUUUGGGAGUUGAUCUGGCGAAUAAGGCAUAAAAGAACAGCUGUAAGGAUAACGCCACAACUAUAUGCAAGACUUUCAGCGAUAAAAGAAUGCAAGGAAUUUGUGUGUACAUUUUUCGAAAAUUUUAAGAAAAACAUGGAAAGCCUGAGGAAGAAGCACUUGCAGGAAAGAAAAAAAUUUAUCUACGAAAUGCGAAAAAAAAUUAGAAAACCUGAAAUGAUUCAACUUUCUGUUUUAGAGAAAAAACAAUCGUAAUUUUUUGAGUAUUUUUCAUAAAAACUCGACGAGUCUUCUGAAUAGAGUACUCAAGUUUGGCUUUUGAAACAACUUUUGCAUCUCUAAUUUAUAUUGAAAAUCAAAAAAGACGUUUGCACGCCAAAUUUGACGAGUCGGAAAAACAUCAGCCGAGGUAUGGCCAGUCUAACUAUAUAAUCUCAUCAUACAAAUAACUAUAUUUUCGGCUCGCUUCAAACGUUUACAACAGACUUCAGGAGCCAAAAAUAUAGGGCCUUAGAGGAAGAAAUAUCAUAUAUAACAUAUUAUAUUCAAUAAGCCUGGAGCGAGAUGACGUUUUGCCCCCGUCUCUAGACCAUUAAUCCUUUUCA
Actinia tenebrosa (Australian red waratah sea anemone) is the source of this 3849-nucleotide messenger RNA. RefSeq lists its product as uncharacterized. Gene Ontology annotation, biological process: cytokine-mediated signaling pathway. Gene Ontology annotation, molecular function: cytokine receptor activity; cytokine binding. Gene Ontology annotation, cellular component: external side of plasma membrane; signaling receptor complex. NCBI's taxonomy places the organism in Eukaryota, Metazoa, Cnidaria, Anthozoa, Actiniaria, Actiniidae. The record is from RefSeq and is a predicted model, not a curated record.